Strigops habroptila (Kakapo) is the source of this 837-nucleotide messenger RNA. It is a transcript of the gene TLX2, whose product is annotated as T cell leukemia homeobox 2. Gene Ontology annotation, cellular component: nucleus. Gene Ontology annotation, biological process: regulation of transcription by RNA polymerase II; animal organ development. Gene Ontology annotation, molecular function: DNA-binding transcription factor activity, RNA polymerase II-specific; RNA polymerase II cis-regulatory region sequence-specific DNA binding. The record is from RefSeq and is a predicted model, not a curated record. The transcript has 3 exons. Bases 1 to 837 code for a protein of 278 amino acids. Lineage: Eukaryota; Metazoa; Chordata; Aves; Psittaciformes; Psittacidae.
AUGGAGGCGGCGGCGCUGGCGCGGGAGGGCGGCGGCUCGGGCCCCCCGCCCCACGAGCCCAUCAGCUUCGGGAUCGACCAGAUCCUCGGUGGCCCCGAGCCCGCGGGCCCGGCCCGGGCGGCGGAGCCCGACUACGGGCUCUACGGCGGCGGUUACGGCCCCGCCUGCUCGCUCGGCUCCUACAACCUCAACAUGAGCAUGAACGUGAGCGUCAACGUGACCCCAGCGCCCGCCGCGCCGCCCGCCGGGGUCAUCCGUGUGCCGGCGCACCGGCCCGCGCCCGCCCCGCCGACCGCCGCGCCGCCGCCGGUGCCGGGGCUCUCGGGGCUCACCUUCCCCUGGAUGGAGACGACGCGCCGCAUCGCCAAGGACCGGCUCUCAGCCGCGCUGUCCCCCUUCGCGGCCACUCGCCGCAUCGGGCACCCGUACCAGAACCGGACGCCGCCCAAGCGCAAGAAGCCGCGCACGUCCUUCAGCCGGGGGCAGAUCUGCGAGCUGGAGAAGCGCUUCCACCGCCAGAAGUACCUGGCCUCGGCCGAGCGCGCCACCCUGGCCAAGGCCCUCAAGAUGACGGACGCUCAGGUCAAGACCUGGUUCCAGAACCGGCGCACCAAGUGGAGGAGGCAGACGGCGGAGGAGCGCGAGGCCGAGCGCCAACAGGCCAACCGCCUGAUGCUGCACCUCCAGCAAGAGGCCUUCCAGAAGAGCCUGAGCCAGCCGCUGCCCCAGGACCCGCUCUGCAUGCACAACUCCUCCCUCUAUGCCCUGCAGAACCUGCAGCCCUGGGCCGAGGACAACAAGGUGACGUCUGUCUCGGGGGUGGCCUCUGUGGUGUGA